CUAGUUUCCUUAUUUUGCGGUUUGUCCUAUAUUUGACCUAUUUAUCAGGAUCGCCGACACAUGUUAUAAUCUUAACAUAUUACAAGCAUGUCAACCCGUCAACGCAAAGAAAAUAAGAAAACAAAAGAAAAUGUCGUCGAUGAUAAGGACAAUAACGAGAGUGCCAAAAAAUCCCAUCUGAACAAAAACAGACCCGGGUGUUUAUAAGAAGGCAGUGAGUCGAGCCCUUGUCAGAGUACUAUUUAUAGCAGCGUUUCUAAUUGGUUUAAUGUUCAUCCGAAGCAAAGAAGAUUUCAAAAUACUUGCAUCACAGAAAGAAUUUUAUCAAAAAAAAACUUUUCAGGUCUCGUGCUCUAAAGAUUAUGAUGACUUUGAAAAAUUCCCAGGUUGUACACCAACGCGGUGUGGAAGACUUGUUAUUGAUGGACUAAUAACAGAAAAAGAAGCUAGACAACUCCUACAAAUUGCCAAAAAUGGCCUUGCAUUAGGUGGUUCCAAUGGAGGGGCAUCUAUAUUAGAUCUACAUUCAGGUGCUCUCUCCAAAGGAAAUAGCUUCAUUAACCUUUUCAAGUAUCUUGAAAAUGAAAACCUUGAUAAUAUAUUUGAAAAAGACGACGUAGAAGUUUACAAGCAUGUGAAAAAUAAGAUAAAAGCUGUGAUAUCGAGAGAGUUUGGUGUAACUAAAAGUAGACUACAUCUCACGCACCCGACGUUCUUCUCAAGAAUGAAUAAUAAACCAGCACAGACAGUUCAUGAUGAAUACUGGCAUCCGCAUAUUGAUAAGGUUACGUACGAAACCUUUGACUACACAUCGCUGGUCUAUUUAACUGACUAUGGAAAAGAUUUUGAUGGAGGCAGGUUUGUAUUUGUGGACAAAGAAGCAAACUGGACAGUGGAGCCUAGAGUUGGUCGUCUGUCUCUGUUCACCUCAGGAUCUGAAAAUCUUCACUACGUUGAGAAAGUCUCAUCAGGAACCCGUUACGCCAUUACAGUCUCCUUCACGUGUAAUGAUAAACAUGCCAUUGAAAAUCCAGACUUUUAGUCCUCCUUUACAUACUUCAUAUUUUCCACUCUUAUAUUCAUAUUAAAAAGGUGUUAGAAGAUAAGGGCAUUAUACGCGAUGAAGAUUCAAUUUCAAUUCGCACAAGUUCGUUCAAAAGUACCGAUAGUCCAAAAUAGGGACUUGUAAUUUGACCACCAUAUGUCCAUUGUGCGUCCAUCUGCAUCUGUAUCUCAGAAAUGCCUAGGCCUAUUUUAUUCAAACUUCACACACA
Messenger RNA from Saccoglossus kowalevskii, 1274 nucleotides. Its product is annotated as 2-oxoglutarate and iron-dependent oxygenase domain-containing protein 3-like. Lineage: Eukaryota; Metazoa; Hemichordata; Enteropneusta; Harrimaniidae. Gene Ontology annotation, molecular function: L-ascorbic acid binding; oxidoreductase activity, acting on paired donors, with incorporation or reduction of molecular oxygen; iron ion binding. The record is from RefSeq and is a predicted model, not a curated record. Gene Ontology annotation, cellular component: membrane.